UGUUGAAUAUUCCACAUGGAACCCCAUAUUUUGUUGGUGAACUAAGCAGGGAAGAAGCCGAAGAAUUCUUCGAAAAAAUUUUCAGUAACACGGUCAGAACGAUUUCGAUUGACAGCUGGUCUUUGCCUGAAACCAUGAAAGUUAUUGUGGCGAAUCAAGAAUAUAUCCUUGAGGAUGAUUUUGCUGAAAAAAUUUGUCAUGAUAAAGUUUACUCGCUUAUUGAAUAUAAUUUUUUACACCUUCGACCAACAUCUGCUUUCUGCUAUGACAUUAUUAACCCACCAAACGAAGCAAUUCUGACUCCAAUGAACCAGAAAUCAGUGAAUGCAAUGGAAGGUCUCUUUAAAAAAUAUGUAACUCGAGGUUUAGCUUGA
Molecule: messenger RNA, 374 nt
Organism: Ambispora leptoticha
Lineage: Eukaryota; Fungi; Glomeromycota; Glomeromycetes; Archaeosporales; Ambisporaceae
Source: the annotation of a GenBank genome assembly